Messenger RNA from Cavia porcellus (domestic guinea pig), 1302 nucleotides. It is a transcript of the gene Dkk4, whose product is annotated as dickkopf WNT signaling pathway inhibitor 4. Gene Ontology annotation, biological process: multicellular organism development; negative regulation of canonical Wnt signaling pathway. Gene Ontology annotation, molecular function: co-receptor binding; receptor antagonist activity. NCBI's taxonomy places the organism in Eukaryota, Metazoa, Chordata, Mammalia, Rodentia, Caviidae. Bases 235 to 933 code for a protein of 232 amino acids. Gene Ontology annotation, cellular component: extracellular region. The transcript has 4 exons. The record is from RefSeq and is a predicted model, not a curated record.
CGGUGUCUGCACGGCGAACACGGUGAGCGUGGCCUUUGAUCCCCGCCGCCCCAAGGCCACUCUGAGCGCGAUCCGGGAUUCGCGGCGUCCCAUGCCUCCCCCGCGCCUGUUUUGAACCAUCGAUCAAACGCAUCCGGGGACGUGUCGGGGCCCGCGUGCAGCCCGGACGGAAGCAGGCGGGGGCCGAGCCCGCGCUAUAAGUGUCGCGGCCCGGCGGCAGCAGCAGGCGGGGACAUGCGGGGCUUCGGGGCUUUGCUGCUGGCCGUUCUGGGACUCGGCGAGCUCUGCGCGCCGCUGGCCGCCCUGGUCCUGGACUUCAACGGCAUCAAAAGUGCUGCGGACGCGCAGGGCGCGCGCAAGGGCCCGCCGUGCGUGGCGGACGAGGACUGCGGCCCCCGGAAGGUCUGUGUAGCGCCGCGCGGGGAGCAGCGCUUCUGCGCGGCCUGCCGCGGGCCUUGGAGGCCGUGCCGGCCUGGAGCCUCGUGCUGCCCCGGGGCGCGCUGCGCCAACGAUGCGUGCGCUCCCGGGGAAGACGCAGCCCCGGGGCUGGAAAGCAGGACUGACCCGCCAGGGGGCCUGGACGCCGCGGGACCCACUGAGCUCCCAGUGGAGGAGAACAAACCCAGGAGGAAGCCAAACGCCAAGAAACCACAGAGCGUCAAGGGACAAGAAGGAGAAAGCUGUCUUAGAACUUCCGACUGUGGCCCUGGUCUUUGCUGCGCUCGUCAUUUUUGGACUAAGAUCUGUAAACCAGUCCUGUUAGAGGGACAGCUCUGCUCUAGGAGAGGCCAUAAAGAUACUGCGCAAGCCCCUGAGAUCUUCCAGCGCUGUGACUGUGGUCCCGGGCUAGCCUGUCGAAGUCAAGGCAGCUGGCAACAUGCAAGGUUAAAAGUAUGCCAGAAAGUACAAAAAGACGCAAACGCGUCACCAUAAAGAAGGCUCCUCAUCGUGUUCAAGCAGGAUCUUGUGCACUAACUUUGAAGUACUUCUAUAUAAAUAUGCCCUAAAACCUAAUCUAGCAACAGGGGCAGACUGAAAGUCCAUGGCCUUCAGACCCCUCGAACCCCUGGCGUGGUUCUCCUUUGUCACCGAACCUGUUACAGGAUAAGGAGAGUAACAUGUUCCGCUGUUAGGAGUGGAACCUAGCUUUGGUUUGUUUGGGUUUUGUUUUGUUUUGUUUUGUUUUGUUUUGUUUUGUUUUUGGCUAAAAAAACAAAUAAAAUGGAUGUGAUUCUACAAGAAAAACUAACAAAAAAUUAGUCUUGAACUACUUAUAGUUCAAAUAAAAUACUUUAAAAAUUA